This is a messenger RNA of Malaya genurostris, 752 nucleotides long. RefSeq lists its product as uncharacterized. The record is from RefSeq and is a predicted model, not a curated record. Bases 226 to 666 code for a protein of 146 amino acids. The transcript is spliced from 3 exons. Lineage: Eukaryota; Metazoa; Arthropoda; Insecta; Diptera; Culicidae.
AGGUUGUCGUUUGGCCAUUUUUUAUUCCCUAAAUGAGCCCUGGUGACAUUUUCCUGGUACUUAGGUAGCAGAGAUUCUACCGAUAUGGUACAAAUACCGAAAACCGAUUUUUGGAAAAAUGACCUGGCAACGCUGAUUGCAUUAUUAUUGUUUGGUAUCCCCGCCCCACGGAAAUAUUAAACUAGAAUAUAUAGCAUUUAUUUGUAAUUUUAUACCAGCAAAGGAAUGGACGGGAUUUCCAACGGUCAGCAGAAUAUUUUAACGCGCCGUCGAUCUUCUUUGUACUCUGGCGGUCCCGGGUCUUCUACGGCUUCACCGAACACUUACAAAGCUAGCUAUGAGAAGCAACUUGCCAACGAGAUCGAAAACUGGAGCAGACUUCUCCGAAACAAAGUUCAUGAAAUACAUGACCACAUGCAUAAGCAGAUUCAGCUUGACUCCACGUUACUCUCUGCCGAACAACAACAAUAUUUGGACCAAGGACCCAAGUUAAUAGCGUUUUCCAAGCAAUCAGAAGAAAUGAAUAACCUACUGGAGCGUUAUAUUCAACGGAAAUCGUUUCUUGCUCAACGUUACGACGCUAUCUUAGGUGAAGCUCGAUCUCAAACGGAUAACAAGGCUCUAGGUAUUACGGAAAAGCGACUUCUUUCAGAUGAUAUCAAAUGAUUUUCGGAAUCAAUGAAUUUUGUUUUUAUAUGGUUAAAUUCAUUGUUUAAAGAAUAUUUGUACGAAAAAAUGGUUAUUGUGUGAUU